GUGACGUUGACGUCACGUGGUUUCUGCUUCGUCCCCCUUUCGUUUGUGCUUGUACUUGCUAACGGAGCUAACAAAGCUUACUCGGUCUUUUUCUUUAUUCAGACUUUUUUAGAGACGCGGCGAUUACACAAGCUGCAAAUAAAGAUCAGGGGAAGAGUAUUGACAAUUCCCGUCGGCGAAUUUUCUCUCCGGGAGCGGAGAAGAGUGUGAGCUGCCAUGUACAAUGGCAUUGGCCUGACCACUCCCCGGGGCAGCGGAACCAAUGGCUACGUUCAGCGCAACCUGUCCACGCUACGGUCCAAGCGGCCCCGUGAUGAUCGCGGCGGCGAGCGUGAUGAAAAGGACCGCGAGCGGCUGGAACUUCAACUCAACCGGCAGCCCAACGCAGACAUUCUGGAGCACCAGAGGAAACGGCAGCUGGAGGUGGAAUGCGCCAAGUUUCAGGACAUGAUGGAGGAGCAGGGAUAUUCGGCAGAAGAGAUCGAGGAGAAGGUGAACAGCUUCCGAAUGAUGCUGCAGGAAAAGAAUCAGCCGCAGCCUCCCGCCGCUGAUGACAAAACCAGCGUGACCGAAACGCACGCCUUGGCGGCGGCCAACCAGCAGAAGAACGACCGGCUCCGAGCUGCCUUCGGCAUCUCCAGCGACUACGUGGACGGCUCGUCCUUCCACGCCGACCGCAAGGUGAAGGAGAAGGAGAAGCGCGAGCAAGAGCGCCUGGAAAAGCAGCAGCAACAACAACAACAACAACAACAACAACAAAUGCAGCAGCAGCAGAAAUAUACGUUGGUCGAGGACUCAGACGAGUCGGAUUCCCCACCCAAGAAACGCAGUCGCAAGAAGAAAAAGAAGACCAAAAAGAGAGCCGGCUCACAGAGUCCCUCGUCGCCUCCUCGCCGAGAGAAAAAAUCCAAGAAGAAGAAGAAGAAACGUGAGUCCUCAGCGUCGGAGGAGGAUGACAGUUCCUCAGACGAUAAGCAGAAGAAGGCGUCAAAGAAGAAAAAGAAGCAAGCGAGUAAAAGUCCUACAAAGAACAAGGCGGCGGCGCAGCGGAGCGUCUCGUCCACGUCGUCCCGCAGUCGCUCGCCUGCGCCGCUGCGAUCACGCAAGACACAACAGGUGGACAACGGGCACAGGCCAAGAUCUGCGGACCGGAGACGAGGCGGGAACGACCAGAGUCCGCGACGUGGAGGAGGUGACGAGAGAGAGAAAGAGAGGGGAGUGGCUUCCCUUUCCAGGAGGAGGCGGGACUCUACCUCUCCCGACAGAAAAAAAGAGACUGAAAGGAGCAAAGAGCGGCAGGGCGAAAGGCGGCGUUCACAAAGUAAAGAGCCAGACAAGAGAAAGAGGGAUAGCGAAAAGGGCGCCCGGAGGAGCUCCAGGAGCAAAGAGAGGGACAAACAGAGAGGGGGACCAACAAGUCCACAAGGUGGCAAAGACAAAGGUCGAGGAAGGCGUUCCACCAGCAGAGAAAAGCCAGAAAAAGCAAAGCCGUGUCCUCCCCAGAGGACAAGACAUGACUCUUCUUCUCCUUCACCUGCCAAAGAGGAUGCCAGGACUGGUCGCAGUAGAAGAGAGGAAGAGAAGAACGCCGGGAAGCGGGACACCAGGACCCGACACGAAUCCUCUUCUCCUUCACCACCCAGAGCAGACGCCAACAUUGGUCGCAACAGAAGAGAGGAGGAGAGAAACGCCGGCAAGCGGGAGACCAGGACCAGACAUGACUCCUCUUCUCCUUCACCGCCCAGAGCAGAUGCCAAGACUGGUCGCAGCAGAAGAGCGGAACGAGAGGAAGAGAAGAACGCCGCAAAGCGGGACACCAGAACCCGAAACAAAUCCUCUUCUCCUUCAUCGCCCAAAGUGGAGGCCAGGACUGGUCGCAGUAGAAGAGAGGAUGAGAGAAACGUCGGAAAGCGGGACAUGACGACCAGACACGAGUCAUUUUCUCCGUCACCUCCCAGAGUCGACGCCAAGACUGGUCGCAGCAGAGAUGCGCAACAAGAGAAGGAGAAGAACGCAGGGAAGCGGGACACGAGGACCAGACGCCACACUUCGUCCCCGUCUCCUGAGAGCAGAAACAGAGGAGACUCACUGCAAACGUAUAAGAGCAGAGAGGCCGCAAAAAGAGCAGAUGCCUCUUCUCGCCCUCCACCUCGUCAUUCUCGUUCGCCGCCCUUCAACGGACGCCAGGACCAAAGUCGAGGAGAUGGAGGGAGGACGUCUGACCAGGCACCGGGAAGUCGGCGCAAACCUGACACAAAGACCAGAAGUCCUCCAAAGCAGCAGGUGCAGGAACAAAAACAGAACGGCAGUGACAGCGACUCAUCCUCGUCCUCAUCCUCGUCUUCGUCGUCAUCAUCUUCAUCGUCCUCGUCAGAAGACGAAGACCAACCCGAGACAAGAGAAAACAGAAGUUCCGCUUCCAUCGGAGCAGCCGCUCGAAGGUUCGUCACCAACGGACGCCCCGAGACCUCACAAGAACCCCGAAGACCCCCCGAGCGGACACAAGACAACAUGGAGCGGCCCGCUCACAGAGCCCCCGCCGACCCCCCUCUAGGAAAAAACCAUAUGGACCGCCAUAGUCCACGGGAAAAGCCCAUCAGGAGGUCUCGCUCUCCGGCGGCCCACCGUGCCACCCCGCCCAAACAGUACCAGGACCACUCCAGGAGAAGUAGUCCUCCUCCGUCCCACCUCCGGGACCGAGGAUGGGAACGGACUGUCAGACGUAGCAGGACCAGGAGCCCCCGGAGGCGCAGCCCUCUGAUCAGGAUGCGCCGCCCACCUUCGCCGCCCCCCAGGAGACGCGACAGUCGCUCGCCAAUCAGGAGGCGUGACAGCCGCUCGCCCUCGCCAGUGCGCAGGAGGCCGCCCACUCCCUCCCCACCGCCAUUGCUUAGGAGGCGCACCAGUCGCUCGCCGGUGAGAAGGCGCACCAGUCGCUCGCCGGUGAGAAGGCGCACCAGUCGCUCGCCGGUGAGAAGGCGCACCAGUCGCUCGCCAAUGAGGAGGCGGACCAGUUGCUCGCCAAUGAGGAGGCGGACCAGUUGCUCGCCAAUGAGAAGGCGAACUAGUCGCUCGCCAAGGGGAAAGCGCAACAGUCGCACACCGUCACCACCUGCCAGGAGGCGUCCCAGCCCCUCGCCGUUGCCCCCAAAAGGGAGGAGGCCAAUUAGUCCCUCGCCAAAAGGGGCUGCUCAUGCUGCGUCCUCAGAAGGCGUCCGGGCGCAAGCUAGCCAAGUGGACAAGCGUCCGGGCAGGCCAGAGCAGCGGGCGCCACUCGAGAGAAUCGUUCAGCAGCCCAGACCGUCCUCGUCUUCAUCGUCUUCCUCCGACUCCUCGUCCUCAUCCUCGUCAUCAUCGCCUUCUCCGCCGCCGGCAAACAGGAAAGAGACCAAUCCUCCGGAGCGGGAGAAGAAAAAUCAGAUGGAAGACGAGAGACCAGAGCGCAGGAUGCCGAAAAGCGGUUCAGACACCUCGGCGGCUCGCGGGGAUGCGUCACGAGGCUCCAACGACCAAUCGGAGCGCAGGAAGUCGACCCCGGCCCGGCGGGAAAUUGUCACCGAGCGCGGCAUCAAUGGAAAGGAAUCCAACAAGAAAGCAAGCCAGAGCAGCAGCUCUUCAUCUUCAUCCUCAUCCUCCUCUUCAUCCUCCUCCUCAUCCUCCUCCUCUUCAGACAGCUCAGACUCAGAGGCGCAACCAGGAAAAGGGAAAGCUAAAGCUCAGCAGUCCCAAUCCUCCUCCUCCUCAGACACCGAAAAAGACAAGAAGGACAAAAGCGGCGGUGCACCUGGCAGGCUCCCGGCCGACUCACUGCGAGAUUCCCGCUCUCUGAGUUAUUCUCCUCCCCGACACAUGCGGAAAGCGCCCACUUCAGGACGCGAGUCGGGAGGUCGGCCCCGCUGACCUUCCCUGUGAACUUUGACCUUCAACAAACAAGCUCCUCCUCUUUCUGACAGCAGGAAGUGAAGCAAGCGGCGCAGGAAGCGAAGAUACGCCUGCUGCACACUUCUCCUUUUCGUGACAGCCCACAACCGUUUGGACUUGUCAUAUGGUCGUCAUGUGACUUCUAGUCUUGGCUUGACUUCGUGUGUCGCACCAUGUGACGUUUCUUUUGUUAUGGAUCCAAAAGGUGAUGAUAAUAAAGUUAAUUGUACGUUU
Molecule: messenger RNA, 4155 nt
Organism: Syngnathus typhle (broad-nosed pipefish)
Lineage: Eukaryota; Metazoa; Chordata; Actinopteri; Syngnathiformes; Syngnathidae
Gene: srrm2
Product: serine/arginine repetitive matrix 2
Exons: 13
Coding region: 217-3900 (1227 amino acids)
Molecular function (GO): mRNA binding
Source: RefSeq, a predicted model, not a curated record